Molecule: messenger RNA, 4832 nt
Organism: Sus scrofa (pig)
Lineage: Eukaryota; Metazoa; Chordata; Mammalia; Artiodactyla; Suidae
Gene: TJP3
Product: tight junction protein 3
Biological process (GO): protein localization to cell-cell junction; establishment of endothelial intestinal barrier; positive regulation of blood-brain barrier permeability
Cellular component (GO): plasma membrane; bicellular tight junction
Molecular function (GO): cell adhesion molecule binding
Source: RefSeq, a predicted model, not a curated record
GGAUUCAUUAACCACUGAGCCACGAUGGGAACUCCUGCCCCCUUUCUUAGAGGGGUGGAGCAGUCCUGGGCACUGUGGAGUGUUGAGCAGUCUCCCUGGCCUCCGCCUACUCAAUGCCAAAUAGCAUUGUGUCAAUUUGUGACAACCAAAAAUGUCUUCAGGUAUUGCCAAGUGUCCCGAGGUGGGGGAAAGGGGAGAAAAUCACCCUACAGUGAAAAUCAAUGGCAUGGAGUGAGCACUCAUUGAGUUUGCCACUUCAUCCAUGUGGCCUCAGUUUUUUCAGCUGCAAAAUGGGCACAUGGAUAUCAUGUGUAACAGUGGCUGAAGCAAAGCAAACACUCAAUAAACAUGAGCUAGUAGCCUCAUUACCACAAAAUCAACCCAUUUAUUCUAUAAGUAAUGGCGCUGAGGUCUGGUGGCACUGAGUGCAGAAAUUCAGGAUGGUCCCCCAGCUUUGGUCACUUGUAGGCUAUUUGUCUAAUUUUGCUAGACCUCCGUCCCAAUCAGUAAUCACAGCCACAAAUCCCUGCGUGCAUGUGGCAGUGGGGGAUUUAUUUAUGUUUUUUUUUCCUAUGACUCAUUAAAGCAAAUACACAUCUAUUAAAAAAUAUUUGAUCUUUACCUAAAAUCAUCACCAAGUCGGUCCUUAGAAAGGGGCUUCUGCAAUUGUUUAUUGCCUUAAGGGCCUUUGGGAACACUUGAGGGGCUGAUUCUAGCUGACUGGGGUCUUGAGACUAGUGUUUUGGGGGUAACAGCAGUGAGGAGGGGUGAGAAGUCAACUUUGGGUGACUCAACGAUUUUGGUUAUACUUUCGGCCUUGUUCACUUGGCGAACUCUUACCCAGUCUUCAAAACCCCAUCUGCAAUACCCCCUCCACCAGGAAUCCUUCCCUGAUCCCCCAUUUUUCUCUUUACCUUUCCACAGUCUGGGGUUCUUCUUUGCCCAGUCUUGCCUGGAUGAGACUGGGAAUGGGUGUCAAUGCCCAGAUUUGCCCCUUCAACCUUGGCAUGUGGUGAGGCAUGGGAGGGAGCAGCUGAGCUUCAGCUUCUUUUUAAGGUGAAAGGAAUGUGUAGGUGGAGCCAUUGUUGGCUCCACCCAUCCAGGUGACUUCCUUCCCUCCCUCACCCCCAGGUACAGGGUUUCUUUCUCCGGUCCUGCAGUUCCUAGAUGGGGCUGAGGGUGAGGCUGAGUGAGAAGGAAGCCUGACCUUUACUCUCAGGAGCCUAAAGAAUUUCGCCCCACCCUCCCUAGCUGGGGCCCAGCCUGUUGCUAGGAUGCGAAGGCAGAGCCAGGUGGCCGGUGGCACUGGAUUUGGGCCAGGCCCCAGAAGGGCUACUGUGCACCUUCAGAGAGUCCGCGCCUCCAGCCUCUCUGGUCCUGAGUUCCUCUUACCAAAAUACAAUAAACCUCCCAAAGAAGGACUGACCCAAGAAAGACAGCUCUAUGCUCCAGAGGUCUCUGGCCCUCGACUAGCUCCUAAUCCAACAGGUCUCCCUGCUGGCUCUCAACACGUAAGGGAUGGAAACCCUUAAAAAGCGCUGGCUCGGUUCUGAACACGGCCCGGGUCUUCUUUGCAGCCUGGCCUGGCGGGUCUCCAGCUCUGCCGCUGGCCAGUGCGCGGCUAGGUGGAAAACCUGGCCUGGAAUUUCCACCCCAGAGCCUGGAUCUCGUGCUGGGAGGUGGUGGCGGGGACCGAGACUGCCUCCGCGGCGUCCCGAAGGCGUGCCGGGGCGGGGGCGGGGCCCGUAGGGGACGCGGAGGAGGAAGAGGUGCAGGUGCAGCCCAGGCGGCGGCCCGGCGGGAGGAGGGAGUAAGCUGGACACCUGCUUCGCCGCGACCCUCCCCAGCCUUCCCGCGCACGCCGGGGUGGGGACCGAUUGAUUGACGGUUUCUGGCCCCCCCUGGGACAGAGGCGCUGGACAGCCCCCGGGUGGACUAUGGCGGUGAGAUUCCAGGUGCUGGACAUGGAGGAGCUGACCAUCUGGGAGCAGCACACGGCCACGAUCAGCAAGGACCCCCGCCGGGGCUUUGGCAUUGCAAUCUCUGGUGGCCGAGACCGGCCCAGUGGAUCUGUGGUUGUGUCUGAUGUAGUGCCUGGAGGGCCAGCAGAAGGCCGGCUACAGACAGGAGACCACAUUGUCAUGGUGAAUGGGGUCUCCGUGGAGAAUGUCACCUCCUCCUUUGCCAUUCAGAUACUCAAGACCUGCACAAAGGUGGCCAACAUAACAGUGAAGCGUCCCCGGAAAGUCCACCUGCCCACCACCAAGACCACCUCUGGCCCAGGACACCAGGAUUCGGAUGAGGAAGAUGGACCACGGCGGCUUGAAGAAGCUGAGCAUGGCCAGGGCUAUGAGGGUGACACAUCCAGCGGUUCCGGCCGCUCCUGGGGGGAGCGCUCCCGCAGGACGAGGACAGGCCACCGGAGCCGGGCAGGCAGCCAUGGGCGCAGGAGCCCAGGCAGUGGCUCCGAGGCCAAUGGGCUGGCCCUGGUGUCUGGCUUCAAAAGGCUGCCACAGCAGGACAUGCAAAUGCGACCCGUGAAGUCUGUGCUGGUGCGGAGGAGAGAGAGUGACGAGUUCGGGGUCAAACUGGGCAGUCAGAUCUUCAUCAAGCACAUCACAGAUUCAGGCUUGGCUGCCCAGAACCGUGGGCUGCAGGAAGGAGACCUCAUCUUGCAGAUCAAUGGGGUGUCCAGUGAGAAUCUGUCACUGAGUGACACACGGCAACUUAUUGAGAAAUCAGAAGGGAAACUGACUCUGCUGGUGCUCAGAGACCGAAGCCAGUUCCUGGUGAAUAUCCCUCCAGUCGUCAGCGACAGCGACAGCUCCCUCCUGGAGGACAUCUCAGAUCUUGGCUCGGAACUGUCCCAGGCGCCACCGUCUCACAUCCCACCGCCACCCCGGCAUGGGCAGCGGAGUCCAGACGGCAGCCGAACCAACUCCCCUGUGGAGAGUCCCCAGCUUCAGCGGGAAAGUUCAGUGGAUUCAAGGACGGCGUCAGAACCAGACUCCCUGAGGCAAAGGAGCUAUGACAUCUACAGGGUGCCCAGCAGGCAGAGCAUGGAGGAUCAUGGGUACAGCCCAGACUUGCGGGUGGUCCACUUCAUCAAGGGCACGAACAUCGGGCUGCGGCUGGCUGGAGGCAAUGAUGUGGGCAUCUUUGUGUCUGGGGUGCAGGCAGGCAGCCCAGCUGAUGGGCAGGGCAUCCAGGAGGGAGAUGAGAUUCUGCAGGUAAAUGAUAUGCUGUUCCAGAACCUGACCCGGGAGGAGGCUGUGCAGUUCCUAAUGGGGCUGCCCCAGGGCGAGGAGGUGGAGCUGGUGACACAGCGGAAACAGGACAUCUUUAGGAAGAUGGUGCAAUCCCGCCUGGGCGACUCCUUCUACAUCCGCACACACUUUGAGAUGGAGCCCAGCCCGCCAUCAGGCCUGGGCUUCACCCGUGGAGAUGUCUUCCAUGUGCUGGACACGCUGUACCCUAGCCCUGGGCAGAGCCAUGCCCGAGGAGGCCACUGGCUGGCUGUGCGCAUGGGCCGUGACCUCCGAGAGAAAGAGCGGGGCAUUAUCCCCAACCAGAGCAGGGCGGAGCAGCUGGCCAGUCUGGAGGCUGCCCAGCGGGCUGUGGGGGCCGGGCCUGGAGCCUCAACGGGCUCCAGCACUCGGGCCGAGUUCUGGCGGCUGAGGGGUCUUCGUCGGGGAGCUAAGAAGACCACCCAACGUAGCCGAGAGGAUCUGUCAGCUCUGACCAAACAGGGUCACUACCCGCCCUAUGAACGCGUGGUGCUACGAGAAGCCAGUUUUAAGCGCCCGGUGGUGAUCUUGGGACCUGUGGCAGACAUUGCUAUGCAGAAGUUGACUGCUGAGAUGCCUGAUGAGUUUGAAAUUGCAGAGAGUGUGUUGAGGACUGACAGCCCCUCCAAGAUCAUCAAACUGGACACCGUGCGGGUGAUUGCAGAAAAAGACAAGCACGCGCUCCUGGAUGUGACACCCUCAGCCAUCGAGCGCCUCAACUAUGUGCAAUACUACCCCAUUGUGGUCUUCUGUGUCCCUGAGAGCCGGACAGCCCUCAAGGCACUGCGUCAGUGGCUGGCACCCGCCUCCCGCCGCAGCUCCCGCCGCCUCUAUGCACAGGCCCAGAAGCUGCGGAAGCACAGCGACCACCUCUUCACAGCCACCAUCCCCCUGCAAGGCACGAGCGACUCCUGGUACCAAGAGCUCAAGGCUAUCAUCAGGGAGCAGCAGACUCGGCCCAUCUGGACAGCUGAGGACCAGCUGGACAGCUCUUCAGAGGACAACCUGGACCUCCCCCACCGUGACCUGGCUGACAGCUCUGCGGAUCUGAGCUGUGACAGCCGCGUCAACAGUGACUAUGAGACAGACGGCGAGGGCUACACGGAUGGCGAGGGUGGGCCUUACACAGACGUGGAUGAGGAGCCCCCGGCACCAGCCCUGGCCCGGUCCUCUGAGCCCGUGCUGGCGGAUGAGCCCCAGAUCCUGCAGGAUCAUGGAAGACCCUCAGGUCACCAGGCACCCCAGGUGGAUGGCCGCCACCCACAGGGUCAGUGGCGACAGGACAGCAUGCGGACAUAUGGGCAGGAUGCGCUGAGAAAAAAGUUUACACGAGCCCGAGAUGUGGAGUCUUCAGAUGAUGACAGCUACAACUGGGGCCCGGCCACUGACCUGUGACCCUUCCCAGAUGGCCAGCUGGCCUGUCCUCCCUUUUCCUCCUUGGAGCUGAACCUCAGUUUCCUAUAUAGAACCUGGAAACAGUGUGUGGGGGGAAACUGGAAAACUGCCUCCCUCUACCUGGUCUUUAAUAAAUAGAGUAUUUUCACA